UCAAGAAUGGCCAAACGAGAUAAGAAAUUACGAAUUGUUGGAAAGUAUGGAAGCAGAUUUGGUGCCUCGCUUAGAAAGACUGUCAAGAAGACGGAGGUUACACAACACAGCACCUACACAUGCACCUUUUGUGGUGCGUGGGUUUGCUCGACAACAGCUGCUGCACAAGUACGAAGUGCUAUUCGUCGUCUCAAGAAAAUAAAGGACAUUUAG
Candidula unifasciata is the source of this 213-nucleotide messenger RNA. NCBI's taxonomy places the organism in Eukaryota, Metazoa, Mollusca, Gastropoda, Stylommatophora, Geomitridae. The record is from the annotation of a GenBank genome assembly.